AUGGCUGCGAGCGAGUCUACAGAGGAAAGACGCCUCUCCGGUGCAGAGCUCCCUCCGCGUAAUGUGUCUGGCAUCAAAUGGGUUCUGGUGAUCUUCUCUAUUCUGUCGGCUAUCUUCCUAUUUGCAUUGGACAACACGAUCGUCGCCGAUGUCCAGCCUAAGAUUGUCGACUCCUUCGGGGAAAUCAACAAACUGCCCUGGAUCUCCGUCUCCUUUGCGCUUGGUGGUGUGGCUGUCAACUUAGUCUGGGGCAAGAUCUUUGCGCAGUUUGAAACCAAGAAAUCCUUCCUCAUUACCGUUAUCCUCUUCGAAGUCGGCUCGGCAGUAUGUGGUGCCGCACCAAAUAUGAAUGCCUUAAUUGUGGGACGAACUAUUUGUGGUAUCGGUGGCUCUGGAAUUUACCUUGGCGCAAUCAACCUUCUUUCGAAUAGCACGACAGAAGCCGAGAGACCUGGUUACCUUGGGUUUGUUGGAUUGACUUGGGGUAUUGGGACUGUGCUUGGUCCCAUCAUUGGAGGAGCUUUCGCUGACUCUAAGGCAACCUGGCGAUGGAGCUUUUACAUCAACCUCUGCGUCGGAGCGUUGGCCGGGCCCAUUUACAUUUGGCUGCUCGAAACCCACGACCCACGGCCCUCUGCUACCUGGAAGUCCCGCUUGCAGCAUAUCGAUAUUCCAGGUGCAAUUCUGAGUGCAGGAGGAUUUGUGUCUCUCGUCAUGGCUAUCUCUUUCGGUGGUGCCAUGUUUGAAUGGAACAGUGGAAGAAUCAUCGGGCUCUUUGUCUGCUCCGGUGUCCUCUGGAUCUUGUUCGGAAUUCAGCAAGUCUUUUUCACGACCCCAGAGACUCGACUCUUCCCUCUAGACUUCCUGGAGUCAUAUGAGCAAAUUAUCUUCUUUGUUACGGUGGCAGCUGCAGUGACCUGCGCUUUUGUCCCCGUCUACUUCAUUCCUCUAUAUUUCCAAUUCGUCUUUGGAGAUUCUGCGACCCAGGCAGGUGUGCGACUCUUGCCAUUCGUGUUCAUCAUGGUCUUUGCUGUCAUCUCAAACGGUAUUCUGAUGGGUAUUCUUGGAUAUUAUAUGCCUUGGUACCUCGUCGGUGGCGUUCUCGUUGUCAUCGGUGCCUCGCUCAUGCACACCAUUACCCUGGAGUCUAGCGUAGGCCGGAUCUACGGCUACAGUGUGAUCUUGGCGCUCGGAACUGGAUUAUUUUCACAGGCAUCGUUUCCAGUCUCACAAGCGAAGGGCGGUCCUUCGAAGGUUGCCUCGUCCACUGCCUUUAUCGGCUGCGGGCAAAUCGGUGGCAUUGCUCUCGGAUUGACCAUUUCCAACAGUAUUUUCAUCAACCAGGCCACGAGCAAAAUCUCGGCCGUGAUGCCCAACGCAGACAAAGACUUGAUUCAACUUGCCAUCAGCGGUGCCGGUGGGCCCUUCUUCAAGUCCCUUUCUGCUACCGAGCAGGUUGCUGUGCAGAGAGCACUGGUCUCAACCAUUGGCAAUAUCUACUUCAUGCUUGUCGCUGCUGGAGCUUUAACGGUUGUGCUUUCUCUUUUCAUGAAACGAGAGAAACUCUUCGUGCAGACUAAGAAGGACACUCCGGAGCCUUCGGUGGAGGAAACAGUGCAGGAGGUUGUCGAAACCAAGCCAGCACCAAGAGAUGACUAA
Aspergillus affinis is the source of this 1659-nucleotide messenger RNA. Its product is annotated as MDR family MFS transporter. Bases 1 to 1659 code for a protein of 552 amino acids. Gene Ontology annotation, molecular function: transmembrane transporter activity. Gene Ontology annotation, biological process: transmembrane transport. The record is from RefSeq and is a predicted model, not a curated record. The transcript has 3 exons. NCBI's taxonomy places the organism in Eukaryota, Fungi, Ascomycota, Eurotiomycetes, Eurotiales, Aspergillaceae.